AUGCGUUCCCGAGCCCUCCACCUCCUCUGGCCAUUGGCCGUGGCCGCACAGAGCGCUCCCUUCGCCAACAGCAGCUGCGUCGGCUCGCCGUCCACGCCCGUGCCAUACGAGCUCCAGGUGCCGCCGCUCGACACGCCCUGGACCGACCAGGUCGGGCUCGACCCAUGGCCGGAGCACCCGCGGCCGCAACUGAAGCGCGAAAACUGGCAGUCCCUGAACGGCAUUUGGACGUACCAGGGGGCCGGAAACGCCAGCAACGUGACCGAUGUGCCGUGCGCGCCGCUCCAGUAUGAGACGCUCAUUCCGAGCUGCAUCGAGAGUGCCAUCUCGGGCUUGCAGGUGCUCGACACGUCUGCCAUGUGGUUCGCGACGACGUUCCAGGUCCCGUCCGGCUGGGGCAGCCAGAGCGUGCUGCUUAACUUCGAGGCGGUCGACUAUGAGUCGACUGUGUACGUCAAUGGCCAGCAAGUGAGCUUCCACCGUGGUGGAUACUUCAGGAACACCAUUGAUGUGACGUCGUAUCUGAGCUCCAACGGGACCAAUGAGCUGAAAGUAUUCGUCUUCGACCCCACAGACCUGGAUGGCUAUGUCAUUCCCAUCGGCAAGCAGACCAAGAACCCGGAGCACAUCUUCUACAGGCCCUGCAGCGGCAUCUGGCAGACAGUGUGGCUCGAGAGUGCCCCAACGAACCGCAUCACCCAGCUGGACGUCAAGGCCGCAGCGGACGGGUCCACCACCGUUAACGUGCACGCCUCGGGCAACAGCACGGGCCUGCCGGUAGAGGUCACGGUACUGGACCAGGAUGGCAGCGUCCUGGGGACAGGAAGCGGAACCAGCGGCGCUGCGUUCGACUUCAACGUCCCGGGUGUCGAUCCGUGGAGCCCUGAUUCGCCGACCCUGUACAACCUGACGGUCACCAUGGGCGACGACACAGUGUCGAGCUACACGGGUUUCCGCACGGUUGGCCGUGGUAUCGUCGAUGGUAUAGAAAGGCCGCUGCUGAACGGCGAGUUCACCUUCGUGUGGGGGACGCUGGACCAGGGUUUCUGGCCCGACGGGCUUCAUUUGGCGCCCAACUAUGAAGCUCUGAUAUUCGACCUGAAGGAGCUGAAGAAGCUAGGCUUCAACGCGGUCCGCAAGCACAUCAAAGUGGAGCCCGAUUUGUUUUACUAUGCCACCGACUCUCUUGGUCUCAUGGUCAUCCAGGACAUGCCGUCCAUGUCUCCCCGUGUGCCUCUCCCCAACGCUGCACAGCAAGCAGAGUUUGAGCGUCAACUCGACAUCCUGAUCAACGAGCACGUCAGCUACACAUCCAUUGUGACCUGGAUUAUUUACAACGAAGGCUGGGGCCAAAUCAGGACGCCACCGUACCCCGAGUACGCCAUCGCCGAACGCAUCAGGUCCAUUGACGGAACCAGAUUGAUCGAUGCGACAUCCGGCUGGUACGACCAUGGCGCAGGUGACUUCUCCGACAACCACAAGUACGCCGCCCCUCAAUGUGGCGCGCCCUUCUACUCGAUCCAAUCGUCCCCGUACGACAGCAGCCGAAUUGGCAUCCAGGGCGAGUUCGGAGGCAUCGGCCACAACGUCUCCAUCGACCACCUUUGGAACGUGCAAGCGGCAAUCGACACGAUCAACCAGACAUACGAGGUGAACAUCGAUCUCGAGGCGUACAACUACCGCGCUCACGUCAUCUUUGACGAGUACCGGCAGCAGAUCGAGAUGUUUGCUUGCAGCGCUGGCAUAUGGACGCAGACGACCGACGUCGAGGGCGAGGUCAACGGCCUCCUGACCUACGACCGCCGCCUCGAGCGCGUCGAUGUCCAGCAGUGGCAGGACGACAUCCAGAGCCUGUUCGACGCGGCUGCUUCGCGGGGCGGCGCUGGGAACUCGACGGCUUCUAUGCAGAAGUUGCGGAUGUGA
Diaporthe amygdali is the source of this 1923-nucleotide messenger RNA. RefSeq names its product glycoside hydrolase family 2 protein. The transcript is spliced from 5 exons. Gene Ontology annotation, molecular function: hydrolase activity, hydrolyzing O-glycosyl compounds. Bases 1 to 1923 code for a protein of 640 amino acids. NCBI's taxonomy places the organism in Eukaryota, Fungi, Ascomycota, Sordariomycetes, Diaporthales, Diaporthaceae. Gene Ontology annotation, biological process: carbohydrate metabolic process. The record is from RefSeq and is a predicted model, not a curated record.